AUAGACUGAUAAUAUAAAGACCAUGUCUUGUUUCAACAACUUCAACUAUGGACGUGGCAACCACCUUAUGUUAAUCAUAUUCCAUUUGCCAGAGCCAUGGCUAUUUGCUCACAUAAAUACACUUCAUUUCAUGUUUUUCAUCAUGUAAUAAAGUUGGGAUCUCAGGACAACAAUAUGGAUUGGCUUCAGAUCAAUCGGCAACAGAAAGCUAAGGAGCUCUCUGCCAUUUUCGCAGAACCCUUUCAAGUUCUCACCAUCACCAUCCUCAGUAUCUUGCUUCCUCUUUCCUUUCUCCUCCUUGCUAGGCUCUCUUGUUACAGCUAUCUCUUGAGCAUCGCCGCUGAUCCUGCACACCCACCUUCUUCUUUUAUAUUCUCUUUGUUUCUUUACAGUGCCCCAAUAAUUCUUUAUUUUCUUGUUUCAUUUGUUAGUAUAUCGACUCUUCUCCAUGGCUUGACUGGUAGACUUACCGUUCUUAGCGAGUCGCCGGGGGAACUUUACCGAUCCCGUUUGUUCACUGCCUGGAUUUUACUAUGUGCUUUACAAGCAUGCGUCGGCUUGGGCAUUGAAGGUAGCAUAGCAGCUGAAAUUGAUGGCUACAGUUUCAAGAACGAGAGAAGUUUGUUCAGUAGGGUCAUAUUUUUCCUGGGUUUGCAUGAAACUAUGCUUUAUUGGUGCAGAACCGUCGUUAAACCAGUGGUGGACGACACAAUAUUUGGGGUGGUUAGAGAAGAAAGGUGGGUUCAAAUGGUGGCUAUGGCGGUGAGCUUUGGCACUUUAUGGUGGUGGAGGUUGAGGGACGAGGUUGAAUCUCUGGUUAUUGUAGCAGAGUCAAGGAGAGAAAUGUCGGUGGACAUCGGCGUCGCUGACUUUCUCGGUUGGUGGCUGUAUUAUCUGACGGUAACAAUUGGUGUGGUAAGAAUAGUGAAAGGCGUAAUGUGGGUAACAAUGGUUUUGCUUUGUAGGAGGAUUAAAAGGAAUUCUCAUCAAGACCCUUGUGGAAAUGAAGAGAAAGUAUAGUAACAACAAAUUUUUAUUUAAUUGGGCAUUUCUUAUUUUGAGCUGAUAAGUAAUAAUUUCCCAAACUGUACUAAACUCUGCAGCAAGAAUACUGUAUUCAGCCGUUUUUUUCAGCUUUUUUUUAUAAAAAAAAAAUGUAUAAUUAAUUCUUAAUUAUCAGUCAACCUUACAAAGUUUUAUUCUGACAGAUUAUAAACCAUUAUUUUUAUUUAGAUGAGAUGUCCA
This is a messenger RNA of Manihot esculenta (cassava), 1245 nucleotides long. RefSeq lists its product as uncharacterized. The transcript has a single exon. Lineage: Eukaryota; Viridiplantae; Streptophyta; Magnoliopsida; Malpighiales; Euphorbiaceae. The coding region runs from base 97 to 1020 and encodes 307 amino acids. The record is from RefSeq and is a predicted model, not a curated record.